Molecule: messenger RNA, 495 nt
Organism: Canis lupus familiaris (dog)
Lineage: Eukaryota; Metazoa; Chordata; Mammalia; Carnivora; Canidae
Product: 60S ribosomal protein L31-like
Exons: 1
Coding region: 149-379 (76 amino acids)
Biological process (GO): cytoplasmic translation
Cellular component (GO): ribosome; cytosolic large ribosomal subunit
Molecular function (GO): structural constituent of ribosome
Source: RefSeq, a predicted model, not a curated record
CCUCUGCCCCUCCCCCUAUGAAUGUGCACACUCUCUCAAAUAAAAAAGUCUAUUUCCUUUUGCUGGAUUUUAUUAGCUUUUUUCAAGAUCUACACCAACCACGUUAAAACUCACACAUCCCCUUCCUUUCCAACUAGGGCCUGGCAGAAUGGCUCCCGCAAAGAAGGGUGGCGAGAAGAAGAAGGGCCGUUCUGCCAUCAACGAGGUAGUGACCAGAGAAUACACCAUCAACAUUCAAAAACAUAUCCAAGGAGUGGGUUUCAAGAAGCGUGCCCCUCGGGCACUCAAAGAGAUCCGGAAAUUUGCCAUGAAGGAGAUGGGAACUCCAGAUGUGCCCAUUGACACCAGCUCAACAAAGCUGUCUGGGCCAAAGGAAUAAGGAAUGUUCCAUACCGUAUCCAUGUGCGGUUGUCCAGAAAACGUAAUGAGGAUGAAGAUUCACCAAACAAGCUCUACAUGCUGGUUAGAGAGAGAGGCAGAAAGGCAGAGACACAG